Messenger RNA from Fulmarus glacialis (Northern fulmar), 2307 nucleotides. RefSeq names its product nuclear factor, erythroid 2-like 2 (gene NFE2L2). Gene Ontology annotation, cellular component: nucleus. The coding region runs from base 6 to 1757 and encodes 583 amino acids. Gene Ontology annotation, molecular function: DNA-binding transcription factor activity, RNA polymerase II-specific; RNA polymerase II cis-regulatory region sequence-specific DNA binding. Lineage: Eukaryota; Metazoa; Chordata; Aves; Procellariiformes; Procellariidae. Gene Ontology annotation, biological process: cellular response to oxidative stress; regulation of transcription by RNA polymerase II. The record is from RefSeq and is a predicted model, not a curated record. The transcript is spliced from 4 exons.
AGGACAUGAACUUGAUUGACAUCCUUUGGAGGCAAGAUAUAGACCUUGGGGCAAGGCGUGAAGUUUUUGAUUUUAGUCAACGACGGAAGGAGUAUGAACUCGAGAAACAGAAGAAACUUGAAAAGGAAAGACAAGAGCAGCUCCAGAAAGAGCAGGAGAAAGCCUUGCUGGCCCAGCUGGAGUUAGACGAAGAGACAGGUGAAUUUGUUCCUGUUCAGCCAGCUCAGCGCAUUCAGUCAGAAAAUACUGAGCCACCAAUUGGUUUUUCACAGACCGCACAGACUUCAAAACCAGAAGCAGAGGCCUUGUCCUUUGAUGACUGCAUGCAGCUCUUGGCAGAAGCUUUCCCAUUUAUAGACGACAAUGAGGCUUCUUCAGCUGCAUUUCAGUCGCUGGUUCCUGCUCAGAUUGAUAGCGACCCAGUCUUCAUUUCCUCUGAUCAAACUCAGCCACCUGAGUCACCUGUUCUAGUUCCACUUACUGAUGCGGAGAAUAUGCAGAACAUAGAGCAAGUUUGGGAAGAAUUAUUGUCCCUUCCAGAGUUACAGUGUCUUAACAUUGAAAAUGAUAACCUGGCUGAGGUAAGCACAAUCACAAGCCCUGACACCAAGCCAACAGAGAUGCACAACAGCUAUAAUUACUACAGCUCAUUACCCAUCAUGAGAAAAGAUGUUAACUGCGGUCCAGACUUCCUGGAUAGUAUUGAGGGCCCCUUUUCCAGCAUUUUGCCAGCAGAAGACACCAGCCAGCUGAGUGUGAACUCUUUAAAUGACACAUCCCCUUCAAACUCUGAUUUCUGUGAGGAUUUCUACACCACCUUUAUUGAUACAAAGGCAAACGGUGAUACAGCAACGACAAACGCUAUCAGUCAAUCACUCACGGAAAUUCUAAGUGAACCUAUUGAUCUUUCUGAUUUCUCACUGUGUAAAGCUUUUAAUGGCAACCACUCAGGAACCGUACCGGAAUGUAAUGAUUCUGACUCUGGUAUUUCAUUGAAUGCAAGUUCUAGCGUAGCAUCGCCCGAACACUCUGUUGAAUCAUCUGCCUAUGGAGAUAAGACUUUUGGUUGUAGCGAUUCUGAAAUGGAAGACAUGGAUAGUGCUCCUGGAAGUGUGCCGCAGAGCAAUGCUAGCGUGUACUCUUUGCAGUUCCAGGAUCAAGUGUUUUCUUCUGUGGGGCCCAGCACUCAAACACCUAGUUUGCAGUGUACAAACACACCAAAGAAAGAACCCCCUGCCGGUCCAGGCCACCCCAAAGCUCCGUUCACAAAAGAUAAACCUUCAGGCCACCUUGAAGCUCAUCUCACAAGAGAUGAGCAAAGAGCAAAAGCUCUGCAGAUCCCUUUUCCUGUUGAAAAAAUCAUCAAUCUCCCCGUUGAUGACUUCAAUGAAAUGAUGUCUAAGGAGCAGUUCAAUGAAGCCCAGCUUGCGCUUAUUCGAGAUAUACGCAGGAGAGGCAAGAACAAAGUGGCUGCUCAAAAUUGCCGUAAAAGAAAACUGGAAAAUAUAGUGGAACUGGAGCAAGACUUGAGUAACCUAAAAGAUGAGAAAGAGAAAUUGCUUAAGGAAAAAGGAGAGCAUGACAAAAGCCUUCGUCAAAUGAAAAAGCAACUAACCACCUUAUACCUUGAGGUCUUCAGCAUGCUACGUGAUGAAGAUGGAAAGUCUUACUCUCCUAGUGAAUAUUCACUGCAGCAAACUAGAGACGGCAAUGUCUUUCUUGUUCCUAAAAGCAAGAAGUCAGAGACUAAAAUUUGAAGGGCAGCACAGCUGGCUACUGUUCUCUGAGUUGUUAUUUUUAUAUCAUUAUCCUGAUAGUUUUUACUGUGAGGUGGAAUGCAGAAUUGGGUAAUAUUUUUCAAGUAAUUCUAUGCAAUGAUAACCUUAAAGUUAAGAAUUAGUUUAUGGAAGAUGCAAGUUUAAAACUAAUAGCGUAAUGCAGAUGGAUUAUGCAAAAUUUGUAAUCUUACUUUUAUAACAGACAUUUCCCUCUUAUAGCACCACUUUGACUAGUUUCCAUAUACAUGUAAAUAUUUAAAGAUACCAUAUUUAUAUACUGUUCCUAUCUCUUGUUAUAUGCAUAGAUUUAUUUGAUAUAUAUAAAAAUGAUUUUAGCCUUCUAAAUAUAAUUUCUUGCAAGACAAACAGUAUGGCUUCUGAUACUUUUUUUAUAAAUAUGCAAUAGUGUUUGUUUCCUGUUUUUCUUACACAUUUAUACUUGCUUUAUAUUUAAUAUAUGAUUUUCAUUUAGUAUAGAAGUUGAUACUUAGUGUUUGAUUUCAAUUUAUCAGUUCAUUAAACUUUUUUU